GAUAAUUUCCUAUUUUUGUAGUUCAGGAGUCAAUGAUCCAUGGGAAAGAUGUUAACUAUAAUAACUCAGGAAUAAAUAUUUCACCUUGAACUAAGAUUUCAUCUUGAAUUGUGCAUGCCCCCUGUGUUUGUGUUCAAGUGGCUGCAAAAUUGUUUUUUUCCCCAAGAGCUACCCUCUAUUCUUUACCAUACUGAAUUUUCAUAUGUGAUAGGCAAUUAAUGGACAACUUGUGGCAAGGAAUUGGUGCUGGUUCUCAGCAGUUGGGUGAGGUGAAUUACACCCCUGGCAUCGACAUAGGUGAUCAGCAACUUAACAACUUCACUCCUGAGGGAUCCGAAAACGUUGACCCUAUGCCAGCAAAACCAGCAAAGCCUAGGAAAGGCGGACCCGGACCCAAACGUUUGAAGAACUUCAGCACAAAGGAGGAUGAAAUCUUAUGCUCGGCAUACUUGAAUGUGAGCAAGGAUCCUAUUGUGGCAGUGAACCAGUCAACGGGAUCAUACUGGGCAAGGAUAACAGCUUAUUGCGAAGAACACAACUGCCCAAGGUCAAAAUCUUCCCUGCAGCACAGGUGGGGCGAUAUCCAGAAGGAUACUUCAAGAUUCUGUGGGUUCUACGCUGAGGUUGAAAGGAAAAACCAAAGUGGCAAGAGUGAAGAUGACAAGGUCAAAGACGCCCUCCAGAUGUAUGAGGGUAUUGUCGAUUCCACUUUCAAGUUCAUUCAUUGUUGGUACAUGUUACGCAAUGAGAUGAAAUGGAACGAGUGGCUCGCUUCCAUGUCUGCAAGCAAUGGGUGGCCUAAGAUAUGAUUUCCCAUAGAGCUCAACUAUUGUCCUAGUGAAUUCAUCGACACACUCAAGGAUCG
Messenger RNA from Panicum virgatum (switchgrass), 865 nucleotides. Its product is annotated as glutathione S-transferase T3-like. The coding region runs from base 219 to 809 and encodes 196 amino acids. The record is from RefSeq and is a predicted model, not a curated record. The transcript has 3 exons. NCBI's taxonomy places the organism in Eukaryota, Viridiplantae, Streptophyta, Magnoliopsida, Poales, Poaceae.